AUGACAGGUCAUCAACCGAAACUGCUUGAAUUUUGGGCAAGCCCUUUUGUCCUUAGGGUCCAGUGGGCACUAACAUUGAAAGGGGUUAGACAUGAGUACAUUGAAGAGGAUCUCACAAACAAGAGUAGGACACUGUUGCAGUACAACUCUGUUCACAAAAAAGUUCCACUCCUCAUCCAUGAUGGGAAACCAUUAGCAGAGUCGCUUGUGAUAGUUGAAUGCACAGAAGAUACAUGGAAGCAAAAGCCUCUCCUCCCAGAAUAUCCUUAUGAAAGAGCCAAAGCACGAUUUUGGGAUAACUUUGCUGAUGACAAGGUGUGGAAUGAAAUAGAAGGGAUGGUGAAGUUGCGAUACGUAAGUUUUGGUGGAAAACAUGCUGACUUGGUUACCAGACGAAUGCUACAAUCAUUGCGUUUUAUUCAUGCCACAGGAGUUUGCUACUCAACCGAACGAGAUUACUAUGAAAUUCUUGGUGUCUCUAGAGAUGCCAAUCGAAAUGAGAUUAAGAAGGCUUUUCAUGAACUUGCUAAGAAGUAUCACCCAGAUGCAAAUAAGAGUAAUCCUUCUGCGAAAAGGAAGUUUCAAGAAAUAAGAGAUGCUUAUGAGAUGAAGGAGAGCUCUAGGAGUUCAGAGAAUGUAGAAUAUCCUGCUGGGGAUGCAGAGGGGUUUGGAUAUGCUCAUAGAACUCACUUCUCCGAUUCAUUCCAUAAAAUAUUUUCUGAGCUUUUUGAUGUUGCACAGAUCUUUGAAAACGAGGCCGAAAAUUUUGCCACUGAUGUUCAGGUGGAGCUGUCACUCUCUUUUUCUGAAGCUGCAAGAGGAUGCACCAAGCAUCUGUCCUUUGAUGCGAGUGUCCCUUGUGAUUCUUGUCAUGGGCUUGGUUACCCUCUCAAUGCACAGAAAAGAAGUUGUCCAACUUGUGGAGGCAUUGGGAGUCCUGGUGACUUUCUUCGGACACAUGUUUCAUGUGCCAGAAACUACUCCGAAGUUUCAUGUCCUUUGCAUCAUCUGGACUCCAAAGCUGGCCUCCUCCACUAAUCCUUUCAAGUCUGGCUUUGUUCGCCAUCAGACUGUGACCCAUUACUACUAAUUGCAGAACUGACCCGGGUUUUUUUGGACACAUUGAUACAUGUGAGGGGCACAAAGAGAGUUGAACCAGUGCCCUCCAUAUCACACGUGGAGCUAAACUCCAACCGGGGUAGGACCAUGGUCCUGAAGUGACUCGGGUUAGGCUCCUCCGAUUUGUCCAAAUCAUUACAAUCAAUUUUUCUGAAAUUCAAAAUGCAACGUAUACUAUUGAAAUAGGAUAAGAUUUGUUUGACUUGGACA
This is a messenger RNA of Ilex paraguariensis (yerba mate), 1329 nucleotides long. Lineage: Eukaryota; Viridiplantae; Streptophyta; Magnoliopsida; Aquifoliales; Aquifoliaceae. The record is from the annotation of a GenBank genome assembly.